Durusdinium trenchii is the source of this 331-nucleotide messenger RNA. The record is from the annotation of a GenBank genome assembly. Lineage: Eukaryota; Dinophyceae; Suessiales; Symbiodiniaceae.
GUCGGCUGGCUAGUUGUCAUGGACCUGCGGCUUUGACUACGAACGCUGUGCAGAAGGUUGAGGGUGUGCUGCAGUGGCUGUACAAAGCCAAGAAGAUGCCAGGAAAGCCUCGCAAGCUUGCACAGGCACUCAAGCUUUUGAAGGCGCUGAACGGCAAAGUCCAAGAUGUUUUGCGCCUGCAGCUCCAGCCCGAGGAGUUGAAGAUUUCGGAGCUUCAGAAAGAGGCCCCUGAUGACACGAAGAAUGUCAUGAAGUCUGGGUACCAGACCAUGCGCAAGCACCUGGGCAUGUUGCACCAUGUAACAAACUUCUUGGAAUUGCCGGAUGGUAC